This is a messenger RNA of Lentinula edodes (shiitake mushroom), 4958 nucleotides long. RefSeq lists its product as uncharacterized. The record is from RefSeq and is a predicted model, not a curated record. The transcript is spliced from 5 exons. The coding region runs from base 1 to 4650 and encodes 1549 amino acids. Lineage: Eukaryota; Fungi; Basidiomycota; Agaricomycetes; Agaricales; Omphalotaceae.
AUGAGUGGACCCGCUCGCCGGGGCAGUCGCUCCGCUGCGCGUUCGGCGGUCGCGUCGCCGUAUGCGCGUGCUGUGCCCAAGACCAAUAAGAGUAGUAGGAAUGGAGGAGGAGGAGGUGAGAAAGGGAGUUCAUCGUCCUGGUCCCUCUCCGGCAUCCUCAACUACCUCAAUCCGCUGCGGGGGCGGUAUGCGCAGCCUCCGCAAGGCCAAUCCCCCUCACAACCCUCCCAACAAGGCCAACAAGGCCAAAAAUCUCAACGGCGAGGAGGAAGAGGUAGUGGACUUGGAGAAGGUGAAGAUGGAGAAGGUGAAAACGAAGGAGCAGGAAGCGAAGGAGGUAGUGAAGGAGAAGAUGUGGAAAGAGAAGAAGAAGUGGGUAUAAAAAUAGACGGAGCAGGAACGACGACGACGGCUGCGCACUCGUUGGCUGCGAGAGGGCAUCAGAUCACCACCUCCCUCCUCACAACCCCCACCCCACCUCCAGCUGUUUCGCCGUUUUCGUUUUCUCGGGGUACACCCCCACCCCCACCCCUUCCACCACACUCUCACAACUCUGUGACAUCUGUGACAUCUGUGUCAUCACCCAACGCCGCUCCCUUCCGCCUCACUCCCACUCCAAGGGGAGACCAACAACACCCCCCAACCUCCUCCACAUCCUCAUCCUCAUCCUCCCAGCACCAAUCCACAUCCCCAUCCACCCAGCACCAAACCUCAACCACCCAAGGCCUCGCGUACCUCUCCAAAUACAUCAACGAGCGCCCGCGGGACGAGCCGCUCACGACGUCGGAGGCGGAGGAGAUGAUUAUGAUUAUUAAGGGGAGUACACCGGUGGAAGAACACGAGACGUUUCGGUUUUCCAACAACACUACCAACAAUUAUCACUCAACACCGAUGAGAGGAACGUCUCCUUUGUUUCGUACACCCACCACCACCACCACCACCAACACGAACACGAAUACGAAAAUCAACACCAUCCCAUUCUCCUUCUCCCCUUCGUACCACCUCCCUUCUCCUUCCCCUUCCCCUUUCCUCAACUCCAACAACUCCAACCCCUUCCUUCACCCCAACAACGCCUUCUCCCCCAACAACUCCAACUCCAACAACCCCACCCCCUCCCCAAUUCCAAGCACCCCCAAACUCCUAAAACACAACCCCAACGGGAUAUAUCGCUGGGAAGGCGGUGGGAGCGCGCGCGCUGCUAAACAGUCUUAUCCCCACCCUACUACUUCUACUUCCCGCUCUUCCCGCUCUCCCUACUCUCAGAAUAACUCUCAGAAUAACUCCCAACCCCUCUCUCAGAAUAACUCUCAUAGUAACUCUCAGAGUAACUCUCAGAAUACCUCCCAAUCCCAACCCCCCCGUCGCUCGCGCAACCGAUACCACUCUCCGGCGUUUGGACCGACACCGCGGGCGGCGAGUGCGAGUGCGAAUGCGAAUGGGCGGUUGGUGAUACGGGAGGGUGAGGCGCGGAGUGGGAUCAGUGGGAUUAGGGGUGAGAUGAAGGGUGGAGAGGGGAGUGGGAUGAAGGGUGUUGGGAAGGGUGGGGAAGGGAAGGCUGAUACGAAAAGACGCAGAGUCGGGGAGACGGCGGUGGGGUAUCGACCUAGUGGGACUCUCAGUGGUGGAACUCCCAGUGGUGGAACAGGUAGUGGAACAGUGGGACGCUCCCCUGCCCCAGAACCCUCCCCCACGCGUGCAGCGGAGGCGGUGAGGAUCCCGGUGUUGAGUCCUACUCCACCCGCUUCGAGGGGUGCGGGGAAUGGGAAAACUACGGCUACAACAACAACAACAACGACGACUUCGACGACAAGGAACACAACUCGGAACACAACUCGGAACACAUCAGUCCUCCGAACCCCGUUAAAACCCACCACCCCCGUAGUUCCUUCCCCGCUGCGUCAAGCAUGGGGUCAGCCCUCGUCUCCUACUCCCAGUCCCAGUUCGAGGUCGUCCGAGGACGAACCUCAUUCCCUCCUUUCCCAUUCCCCCAAUUCCCUUUCCCAUUCCCUCUCCCUCACCAACCCCCCAAAACCCCCUAAAUCCACUUCCCCCUCUAAUCCCACCCUCACUCUCCCCCCCACUCCCACUCAAACCACUCAAACCACUCAAACCAAACCACCCACCCCAACCCAAACAGCAACCUACAUGAGCACCCUCAUCAAGGAAGUCACGCCCGUGCGGAACCUGGAUGUGAGGAACCCGUAUCAGGCGGCGAGUCCGGUGGGUGCUGCGGUGGGUGCGCGGAGGUCUGGGAGGUUGAGAGAGGGGUCGAGGUCCUUGAGAGAUGGUGCGAGGGUGAAGGAGGGGGUGGGUGCGAGAGAGGGGUCGAGAAGGAUGGGAAAGGGGAGUAGGGAAAGUAGGGGGAAGAAAGACGGAGAUGGAGAAGGAGAAGAAGAAGGAAGGGAUACGAAUAAAGUGGAGAAUGGGAAUGGGAUUGGGAAGGGAAACGGAAUUGGAAAUGGGGCUGGGAACGGGAAGGGAAACGGAAACGGGACGGUGAAAGAGAAAAUCCAGGAUUUCGAGAACGAGAAACAAAAACAAGACGAAAAAGAAAAAGAGAAGGAAAGAGAGAGUGUGAGGGAAAGAGAGAAAGAAAGAGAUGUAUCAUUAGAGAAAUACUCCGCACAGGCUGUUAUCGAGGCUACGUUGCCUAAGGGCAGCAAACGCUCCAGAGCCCCCGUCAACCUCGGGAUCGGGAAGGGGCUUCCUCACGGGUUGAACGGUGCGAACGGGUUGAACGGUGGGAACGGUUUGAACGGUGGGAACGGUUUGAACGGUGGGAAUGGUGGGAGUAGUGGAAAGUCGAUGCGGUCGCCGUCUCCGAAUGCGAACCCGAAGGCGAGGGGAGAGCAGACUCCGACUCCGACUCCGACUCAGAUUCAGACUCAGACUCGGACUGAGACUAAGGAAGGUGAACGAGGAGGUGAACGACAAGGAGAACGAGGAAAGGAAAGAGAAAGAGAAGACACAGAAGACGACCCCGACGAACAAUCCCGCUCGAAUAAGAAAUCGAAAGCUUCACACCCAACACACCCAACACACCCAACACGCACUUACACUCCUGCUGUACCAAACGGACACGGACACAGCAGUAGUAGCAGUAGUAGCAAUACCAAUACUAAGAACCCUUCCUCCUCCCCAUUCGCUGCGGUCGGUGCGUCGGUGGUGGAGGAGGUUGGGGACGAGGAUGAGGACGAUGAGAUGAGUGGAGAUGUUACCAGUAGAAAUGAAGUAAAGGAUAAACCAUCCUCCUCUGCUUUCCCUGCCUUUUCUCCCUCUACCUCUUCCUCUUCUAACCCCCGCACCACCACCAACCCCACCACCAACCCAAGCACCAACCUCAGCAUCCACGGUGGAAUCACAGGACCCACCCAAAAAAACCCCACCAUCCCCCGAGAACCGUCCAAGCUCCGGUUCAGCUAUAAACCGGACUCGGAGGCGCACCAGCCUCCUCCGACUGUGAUUCCUCCUUUGACUUCGGGAGGUUUUGAGGGUGGUUCGCAGGGUGGUUUUGAAGGAGGUUUGGGAGUUUCUGAGAGAGGUGAGGGAGUUUUUGGUGACCCUCGUGGAGGUGCGGAUGCGGGUGCUGGUUCUGUGUUCGGUGCGGAUUCGAGUAAGACGUCUAAGAGCACUACGAGUACGACGAGUACGGCGGUAACAGCUCCCAGUGCGUUCACGAAUUUCGUUUCGAAACCAGCUCCUUCGUCUGCUCCUACUCCUUCGCCUGUAUCUGCACCUGCUCCUGCACGGACAUUUGUGCCUGCACCGAUAUCCGUUGUAUCCGACCCCAAACACCUCGUGCAAUCCCUCCCCGUCGCUGAUCUUCCGGUGUUUUCUUUCGAUGUCGAUGUCGAUCUUGGUGUUGGUGUUGGUGUUAAUAUCGACAAGACUGAGGGUGCGGGUGGGUUGUUGGCGAAGAUCGAAGGGGGAAGUGGUAUUAGUAGUGGUAUUAGUGGAAGUACUAGUGGAUUUGGUGGAAGUACUAGUGGAUUUGGUGGAAGUGGAAGUGGAAGUAGUGCAAGUGCCAGUGGAAGUGGAAGUAGUGGAAGUAGGGGAAGUGGAAGUACCAAAGCGAAACAAACAGCCAACCAAAUCCCUCUCUCCGACCUUCCCCACUUUGAUUUCGAUUCCGACCCGGUCCCGGUCGCUUCCACCUCUUCCUCUUCCUCCACCUCUUCCCUCCCCUCUUCCUCGAAACGCGAUGCACCGCAUCCCCAACCUCCCCCAAAAUCCCAAAAAUCCCUAGCCCCAUCCUUCGACUGGGCCGCAGCAGGCCUCCACCCCCCGGACGCCUCCCAAUGGGUGUGUCCCUCGUGUGCGGUGCAGAAUAAGCCGGCUGCGGGGAGGUGUGUGGCGUGUGAUGGUGCGAAGCCUGGACCCUCUGCCUUUUCUGCACAAGCACAAGCACAAACACCCCCCGCAGCACAAGCAACAGCACAAACACCUGCCCAAGCACAAGCACAAACAACAGCACCCCCCGCAGCAAAAGCACCCCCCGCACCCGCACCAGCGCCAGCGCCAGUGCAAAGCUUCAACUGGGAAGCAGUAGGGAUGAAGAAACCGGAAGGCAAAUGGGAGUGUCCGGCGUGUAUGUGUAUGAAUGGGAUGGAGGUGGGGAGGUGUCCGGCGUGUGAUGGUGCGAAGCCUUAGUAGUGGGUGGUGUGGAUGGGUGAGGGAGUGAAGCCUUAGUAGUGGGUGGUGUGGAUGGGGGAGGGUGGGACGCCUUAGUGAAUGGGUAGUACCAGACAGUUGAUAGUUCAUAGCUGAUAGUUCUUUUUUUCCUUUUUUUCAACCAACCAAUCGAAUAAUCGAAUACGAUAAGCCUGUGUUUGUUUUUUUUUCUUUUUUUUCUUCUGUUUUCUGUUUUUCUUUUUUUCUGUCUUCCUUCUUCCUUCUGUUUUUUGUCUUCCUUCCUCCUUCUGUUUUUUGUCUUCCUUCCUCCUUCUGGCUUGUGUCUU